This is a messenger RNA of Antechinus flavipes (yellow-footed antechinus), 4651 nucleotides long. RefSeq names its product transmembrane 6 superfamily member 1 (gene TM6SF1). The coding region runs from base 2 to 1240 and encodes 412 amino acids. Lineage: Eukaryota; Metazoa; Chordata; Mammalia; Dasyuromorphia; Dasyuridae. The transcript has 10 exons. Gene Ontology annotation, cellular component: lysosomal membrane. The record is from RefSeq and is a predicted model, not a curated record.
UAUGGUGCCCUCUUGGCCGGGGCCACUGGAGCCGCCCCGGGAGCUGGGCGUCUGGGGCGCCGCGGCUCGAGAGCCCGAGAGGGCAGGCGGGGUGGGGCGCUUCGGGGAGACGCGCGCCUCGGCGGAAGCUCGGUCAAGUUUAGGGGAGGAGGCAGCUGCCGCGCUCGACUGUGGGGACUCGGGUGCGCUGCAGGAAGCGAGGGGCGGCGGCGGCCGCGCCCAGGCGGACUCAGCGGCGGCGGCGCCGGGGGCGAGAUGCGGUGAAGGCCGGCCAGGAUCUCCGGAGGAGAUGAGCGCCUCUGCAGCCACCGGAGUCUUCGUGCUGUCCCUCUCCGCUAUCCCUGCCACUUACGUCUUCAACCACCUGGCAGCUCAUCGCAAUUCCUGGGCAAUUGUAGCUGCUGGAGUACUGGUUCUACUCAUUGUAGCUCUGUUGGCUCGUGCUCUUGUGAAGAGAAAACCACCUAGAGAUCCCUUGUUUUAUGUUUAUGCAGUAUUUGCUUUUACCAGUGUAGUGAACCUUAUUAUAGGACUUGAACAAGAUGGCAUAAUUGAUGGAUUCAUGACAUAUUACUUGAAAGAGGGUGAACCAUAUCUGAAUACUGCCUAUGGGCAUAUAAUCUGUUAUUGGGAUGGUUCUGCUCAUUAUAUGAUGUAUCUUGUUAUGGUGGCAGCAAUAGCAUGGGAGGAAAAUUACAGAUCGAUUGGCUUGUACUGGGUUGGCUCUAUUAUUAUGAGUGUUGUUGUCUUUCUUCCUGGAAACAUUGUGGGAAAGUAUGGAACAAGAAUUUGUCCUGCCAUUUUCUUAAGCCUGCCAUAUAUUUGUCUUCCCAUAUGGGCUGGUUUCAGGAUCUAUAGACAACCAGCAGAAACAUACAGCUACCCUUCAAAGGUCCUUCAAGAAGCCCAGAAGAAGGGACUGCUAAGAAGACCAUUUGAUUUGAUCUUUGUUAUGUAUCUCAUCUUAGCAACAGGAUUUUGCAUAUUUAGAGGUUUGAUUGCUUUGGAUUGCCCUGCUGAGCUCUGCCGACUAUACAUACAGUUUCAAGAACCCUACCUAAGAGAUCCUGCUGCUUAUCCCAAACUUCAGAUGCUGGCUUAUAUGUUUUAUUCAGUUCCAUUUUUUGUGAUGGCACUCUACGGCCUUAUAGUUCCUGGAUGUUCUUGGAUGCCUGACAUAACACUCAUUCAUGCUGGAGGACUAGCUCAGGGUCCUUCUCUGUGCCCAUCUUCACAAUGAAGUCAGUAGGUGUCAAGGUAAGUAGGCUUACUUUAAAGAUCUUAUUUAAUUCUUCACAGAAUUUUUUUUAUUUCAUCCUUUGCAAAUGAUGCUGAUGAAUAAAGUAUAAUUAACUUCAUUGUAGUUUACAUAUGCUUACUUUGAUAAAUACAGGUAAUAUGACCAAGGAGCUCAUGAUAUAUUUGUUCUUGUCUAUGAAAACACAAUUCCAUCAAUUCUUUUUAUUUGUCCAUCCAAGAAGAUCCUUUGAGUCAACUUUCCUUUUAAACUUCAUUUUUUACCUUUCUUGAAGCAAGAAAUCAAUAUGGUUAUGAGUAGGUCCUCUAACAGCAAAUAAAUCAACUGGUAGAUAAAGGUCUCACAUUUAAAGUAUGAACAGUUAAUGUUAAUCAAUUUGAAAACUGUGAUUUUUGGUACCAACUGUCCCUUCUCUGACUUCCCUAACACCAGUACUAUGAAGGGGGUCAUCCAGGACUGAGACCCAUAACCAAUGACCAUCUGGCAAACCUCCUAGAGAUGAAUUUUUCUGCACUUCACUAGGCUGUUUACAUCUAGUCUGCAACUGGAACCACACUCAGCAUCAAACCUAACAGAGCUUCUCCUCUUAAUAUAACAACCUCUGAGAUUUCCAUGUCUCUAUCUCAAGCAUACCUCCCCAUCAUGAUUAGCCAGCAAAGUCAGCCUUUUGUAAAGGAAUGUUCCUGAAUUAUAAAGAAUUCCUAUUUAAUGGGUUUUUGCCAUGUUUUGUAUAGGAUCUAAUGUACCUAAAAUGGACUAUGCCAUUCCUCUGCUAAAGGUCAUUGGUUCCCAUUUUCCUAUAGGACAAAAUAUAGACUCCUAGGCUUGGCAUUUACACUCUGCCUCAAGUCUCAUUUUCGUUACUUAUUUCACAUUAUUCCCCUUUACGUAUUCUCGUUAACUGGUGAAACUGGUAAACUCAAAGUUCCUAGAACUCAACAUUCCAUCCGUCUCCCACCUCUGUGCCUAUAAAGAAUACCUUUGUAUAAGGUGCCUGAAAUGUACUUCCUUCUCAUAUCCACUUCACAAAACCAUUAGCUUCCUUCAAGGGUCAGCGUAGGUUCUAUGGGAAGUCUUCCCAAAGAAAGAAAAAAGCUAGUCUCUUUUCCAUAGUUCACAGUUUAAUGAAGGAGAUAACAUACAAACCACACUGGACAAACACACAUAACUCACUCUCUCUCUCUCUCUCUUUCUCUCUGUAUAUGUAUAUAUAAAUAUAAAAAUGAAUGAUUUCUCAAAUUCCUCUAGACUGGUUGUAGAGUUUCAUUUUAAAUUUUAAAUUGAUAUUCAUUAAUAAUAUUGGUUUAUGUUUUUUAUUUUGUCUUUUUUUCUGGUUUAGAUAUUAUUCACCUCAUGAAAGAGGAUUGAUAGAGUGCUUUCUUUAUCAAAUUUUAAAAAUAAUUUGUAAAAUAUUGAUAUAAAUUGCUCUUUAAAAUUUUUCCAGCAUUCCAGCAUUCUCCAUCACAAUUGGGAGUUUCCCUUCCCCCUUUCUUUUCAGUAGUUCCCUUAUUAUUAUUUCUAUUUCCUUUUCUGACACUGGAUAUUUAAUUAUCUGUGUGUGAUGCUUUAUUAAUUUGGGUAUUUUACAGAUUCAAAGGUAAUUCUCUAUUUCUUUUUUCUUAGUUUUAUUAGCAUAUGACUGCAUAAGUAAAUCCUUUCCAUCUAUUCUGGUUUUGUUGUAAUUUCAAGUUGUUUAUUUACUACAUUGUUGACUUAGUUUUCUGUCUUUUUUUUUAACCAGAUUAGCUAAAAGCUUAUUAAUUUUGUUAAUCUUUUCAAAGAAUCAGCCUUUAAGAUUUUGUUUUUUUAAAACAAUUCAUCUAGUGAGUUUUUAAAAAAAAUUCUAACAAAUCUUUUCUAUUUCAAUCUUUUCUCUUUUGUACUUUUUUGGUUUUAUUUACUAGUUGGAUUUCUACUUUUAUAGGUAAAUAUUAAUUUGCUGAUCCUCUCUUUUUCUGUUUUGUUUAUUUAUAGUUUGGAGGAUAUAGAUUUUUUAGGGAAGACUGCUUUAACUGUAUCUAUCUUAGAAAUUCUGGUAUGUUGUUUUGUCAUUAUCAUUGCCUUUUACAUAAUUAUUGUUUCUAUGACUUGUUCUUUGACUCACUUGCUGCUUAGGAUUUCAUUACUAAGCUCCCAUUCUGUAUAUUUUGCAUGUACUUCAGAAAGUAGUUACUAUAUUUACUUUGUUAGGGUCUAUAAAGGAUAUGUUCACUAUUUCUACUUUAUUACAUUUAUUUACGAUAUCCCUAUGCCCUAGUACAUGGUCAAUUAUUGUAAAAGUUAAGGGUAUUUUGGUACUUAAAAACUUAACUAUUAUGUUUUAUACUUAAAAAACUUAUUACUGUGAAUCUGUUACUAAAUAAACAUCUUUGCACUGUUUUUUUCAUAAUAUUAUAUGUUUAGAUUGUUAGAUAUAGUAUAAAGAGAAAAAUACUUUUCACUAUGUAAUAGUAGGCAUAUCAUUAUUCAUCUUUAGUUAGAUAGAUAAUGAUAUUGAUUUAUUUUAAAAUCAAAGGAAAUAUAUGAUAGUUUUAAUCAGCUUAUGUAAUGGGUUGCCUAACUGACAACAAAUGAGAAGCCAAAAUUAUGAUUUUCUUUCUCUCUAAACCUUCCUUUCUUUUUUGCUCGUUGAUUUUUUUUUUUAUCAAAUAAACUUCUAAAGGUUAUGGAGUAUAAUUAGGAUCUAGAUGGGUCAAAGUUGUAAUAUAAUUUAUCUCAGAGGGAUUGUAGAUAGAAGAAAUAUUUAUAGGAAAAGAAGUAAUGGCAAUCCCAUAAACAUCUAGUUAAUAAUAGUUUUUGGCAACUAGAAAAUCUACUUAUAUUUAAAGCAGAAGUACAAUGCACUUUAUCAUUUUGAUUUACAAGAUGGAUAAUUUACCAAAAAUUCUGUAAUGAUCUUUCUACAAUUUCUCAAAGACAGAAGCUAAUUGAGAAUUUUGUUAAAUUUAAUCUUUGAAUUAAAAUAGUUUCAGAUAGUCAGUUACAAAGAGUACUUAACUCAGAAAGUAAAAUUACUAAAUUUAUAUUCUAGUAUUCUAGUCAGAAUACCUAAAUUCAUAUUCUGGUUCAACCACUAAUGAGGCAAAACAAGCAAGUAUCCCCACUAGAAAAAUAGAGAUUUUCAAUAAUAAAUUUAGAGCUGGAAAGAAUACUAGAGGCCCUCUCAUCUUACUUUUUCCUUCUUAUUAUAUCUGGAUGCUAUGAAGACCACAAGCUAAGGUAGCAUAAGUGAAAAUUAAAUGUAAACAUUAAAGUAAUGCUCUCUAGAUCAGUAAACAUGUUUAACAUGGAAAAACCCAAGGUUCUUUAGGGUACUAUUUUACCUAUUUGUAAAAUUUAGGAAUUACAAAUGGAAUUUAAGAUAUUUUUUUAAGUAGGUCUCUCAAUAUAAUG